AGAAGGAUGGGAACGCCCACUUGUGCUCCUGGCGCACAUGCGAGGGGUGCUCGGCUUUCUCCGAGCUAAAUCAGGAAAUGCCUUUUAAAACAACAAGCCCAGAUUUAAAGCGAUUGAUGCGUUCUUUUGAUUCUAGUCGCUCGAGGGUGCUUAAUAAUCAUCAAAGACUUGACGAGUCGUUUUAGAAAGAGCCGAGCGAAUAAUUUGAUUCUGCAGAAUGAACAUCUAGACAGAUAAAGUUAGGCGAACGCUGAAGGUUUGGAGGUGAGAGAAAUUACACACCUUUGAUCAUGCCAAGAACGAAAAGCGACGAGUUCACUUUUGUGAGUCCAGCUUUGAAAUAUUUACUUUUCUUCUUCAACAUGAUAUUUUGGGUAAUUGCACUGAUCCUCAUAUCUAUUGGGGUUUAUUCAAGGAUAGUUAAACACGAGACAGCGCUGGCCUGUCUGACGGUGGAUCCUGCUCUGUUAUUGAUGAUAGUGGGCAUUCUCAUGUUCUUCAUCACGUUCUGCGGCUGUGUGGGUUCUCUGAGGGAGAACAUAUGCUUACUGCAGACAUUCUGCGUUAUCUUGACUAUCAUCUUUCUGCUGCAGCUAGUGGCUGGUGUUCUUGGUUUUGUCUUCUCAGACAAGGCACUUGGCAAAGUAACAAAAAUGGUUGACAGCGCCAUCAAGCAUUAUAGGGAUGAUAUAGAUCUUCAGAACCUCAUUGACUAUGGGCAAAAACAGUUUAACUGCUGUGGGGGGAUCUCUUACUUGGAUUGGUCUCAGAACAUGUACUUCAAUUGUUCAAAAGAGAACCCAAGCAGAGAGCGCUGUUCUGUGCCCUUCUCCUGCUGCCUGAUCAACAAAGAGGAGACUGUUAUAAAUACCAUGUGUGGUCAUGGGGUGCAGCAGCUGGAAUAUCUCGCAGCUGGUGCCUUCAUUAACCCCAAUGGCUGCAUUGAUAAAGUGGUGAACUGGAUCCACAGUAACCUGUUUCUGUUGGGAGGCAUCGCACUGGGCCUGGCCAUCCCACAGUUGGUUGGGAUCCUUCUCUCUCAGAUCCUUAUUAAUCAAAUCCAGGAUCAGAUUAAACUACAGAAUUACAACAAGCAGCAUCGCUCAGACCCCUGGAGCUGAAACACGCCAGAAAAAAAAACUCAAAGCUGUUUUAUAGAAAGCUUGGGAACUCGUUGCUGCCUGAAGUGACUGACAUGGACUGGAUACUGAAUAAGGAGAACUGGGCUGAAGAACAGGCAACCAAGACACAUUUUCAUAUGUAAGGUCAUUUGUAUGAUAUUUUAGAAACCAGAAUAUUUGUAGGAAUAGUGUAAGACAACCUGAAGAUCAAGAGGUCAAUAAAACUAUUUUGGGAUAUUUUAUGAGCAUUAUGAGUGUGAUCUUAGUAAAGGAUGGUGCAAACUAGUUUAAUGUGAUAUUUAUUGAUUUCCAGUAUGGACAUUUAAAAAAAAAAAAAACUUUGUGUUGGUAGAUAUUAUAAACAUCUGAGAUUAAAUAGAAAUAAAAAUAUUUUUAUUCACUAUGUAUUUUGCCUAAAGAAAAUUCAAUUUAACAAGUCCAAAGAGUCAUAUGUGCUUCUUAAUCUCCAGAUUAUUUCAUAUCAUAUUAUUUUUUAAGUAUUAUUUCAAAGAAUAUAUUUUUUAUAAGCACAAAACAUUUAAAGAGCAUUGGUUUUAUUACAACAUAACUCACUCCAUGGCAUUUGGCUGUCAUCAACAGAAUCUGGCCAUAAAAAAAUCUGCUUAUAGUCUGCGCUUGAGUUAUUUUUACAAAAGCAAACUGUAGUUUUGUUUUAAUAUUAUAUUAUUAUUACUAAAAAUAUGUGUUAUGCAUAUCUUAUUUUAACAGAAGGAAACUUUGUAGUUGUUGUUAUUAUUACUAUUAUUAUUAUUAUGGCGUUGCAAAUACUAUUAUUAUAGAGAUGCAAAUACACAAACAAACAAAAAUUUUCCCCAUUUCAUAUUCAAUACAAUAUCUCUAUUAUCAAAUAAUUCACCUGCAGGACAUAUUCCAAGGCUUUAUUCUGACAACUGAGUUUAAUUGUGUUGCACAUGGAUGCUCAGGUUUUUUUAUUGGUGGUAAGUUAAAGUCUAACAUGCGUUAUAAAGAUGCAUUCAUAGACAUGGGAGGAAGUGAGGGAGGUAGAUGUUUUGGCCAGGCUCUCCCAUUUAGAGCUUGAGUUUCUUUGUGUGUGGUCCCUGGUCUGUGCCUCUCUCUGACUCAUGUUAGACGGGCUUUUUAAGAAGGCCCUGUGUUGGGAACACACAGCAUAGCUUACCAACCACAUCGACACCAACAAGUGCUGCUGUCUAAAUCUGAUACACCAAGCUACUCAAAGUUUAUUCCCCUCCCUUGAGAAUUCCUUUUAGUUUCCAUGGCAACAGUAUUGUACCCAUGGGAAUAAGAUUUGAAAUGAUUAAAUGAGAUAAACUCACGUCAUGAAUCACAAUCACUGUAAACACAAUUCAAAAUGUGCUAAAGGUACUUCACCAAAAUAAAAGUUCUGUUUUCUGAGUCGACACCGCAAGGUUUCAUUUCGAUUGACACUGUGAAAUUGAUUAAAGUACUUUUUGUAUUA
Cyprinus carpio (common carp) is the source of this 2580-nucleotide messenger RNA. Its product is annotated as tetraspanin-33. Gene Ontology annotation, cellular component: membrane. NCBI's taxonomy places the organism in Eukaryota, Metazoa, Chordata, Actinopteri, Cypriniformes, Cyprinidae. The record is from RefSeq and is a predicted model, not a curated record.